Molecule: messenger RNA, 987 nt
Organism: Manihot esculenta (cassava)
Lineage: Eukaryota; Viridiplantae; Streptophyta; Magnoliopsida; Malpighiales; Euphorbiaceae
Exons: 1
Coding region: 55-714 (219 amino acids)
Source: RefSeq, a predicted model, not a curated record
UAUUCUUGUUCAUUCAUCAUCUCCAUUUAGCCCACAACUCCAUUUUUGUUCAAAAUGAAGAGGGAAGGUCGCCAGCAUGGUAUGGUCAGGACCUACAGGAUCUUGCCUUCUCCAUGGAACCCCAAGCCCAACUCCAGAUUCAUCAACACCUUUGACUCUCCCCCGACUGCCGGAAUAUUUUCCAAGGUCCAUCCUCGUCCCACCAACCACUCCAAGUUCACCGGAAAGUGCACCAAGCCUCGUUGCAAUGGGUGUCACAUCCAACCUUGUUGUAAGUCCAAGGAUAAGACCAAAGGUACUGAGAAGCUCAAGUCUUUUGAUGUUGCUUCUAAUUAUAAAUUGAUCACUUGGAGGGUUGGGGAUGUUCGUCAUGGGUUGAAGUUUUCUGGGUUUUCUGCUACUGGGAUCUUGGAUCAUCUUGAUAAUGAAGAUUAUUAUUUGGACGAUGACAUUGAUGAGGAUUAUGAUAAUUAUUCGGAUCAUGAGAAUUAUGAGGAGAAUUUGAUUUCGAGCUCAAGAGAGAUUGUUGGAGUUGAAGAAAUUGCUGCUGCUGCUUCUGCUGCUGCUGCUGCUGCUGAUGAUGAUGAUGAUGUUGAGGACAACAGAGAAGAUGGAGAUGGAGAUGGUGAUGAUGGAUUGAGUUAUUGUGAUGUGGGUUUCCUAGUGGAUCAAAUUGAAGGAGAUGAUGAUUGGUGUUUGGUGGCAGAAAUGUGACUUUCCCUUGUUGAAUUAUUGUUAAUUUGUGUUUAUAAUUAUAAAUUUGGAAGAUGAUUUUUUUAAAAAUGCUUAUUAAAUUAAGAAUUAAUGAAAAAAUGUAAUUUAUGGGUUUGAUUCAGUUGGGUUAGUUGGAAUUUGGAUGUUAAUGAUAGGGAGCAAUUGACUUUGUUGUAUGUAUGUAAUUAGAAAUAAAAGUAAAGGGUAUUAGAGUAAUUUCAGCAAUUUUAUUAUUAUUUUUUUAAAUGUGGAGAUUGGAAGAAAUUAUUGUUA